UCGUUAUUGCUCUCAUUAGAGGGAACUUGAGUACAUUCAAAAUAUUUAUAUUUAUCGAUUCUACGUAUUGUCUCUAAUACCCAAAAAAAGUAGAAUAAGGGAUACGUUUGUUUAAACUCUUUAUUUGGAUAAAAAUGAUUGAUGACUUUCACAGCAUCUUUAGUUUAAAGUCUCCUUAACCCCUCUUUUACACAUUUUCCGAUUUUUAUUGUGUUUGUGAGCUUGAACUCAAACGAGGAUGCCGCGUGUGUAAAUGAGUUCAGCAGGUGAAAUGUGCGUCGCACGCGCCUAGACUGACCAAGGAACGGUACUCCGGCGCUCCGGUCUCAUUGAACGCUACCCAAUAAGAGCAGAGGGACGGCGGGCUGUCAACAUUCCUAUCACCCCUCUAUCUCUCUCCCCCCGUCGCCCACCCCUUCGUUCUUCAGUUCGCACAGUUCAUCGCUCCGGUUUAUCUCGCGCAGUCUGCUAUCAGCGCGAGGCGACUCCAAUGGAAAAACGGAGAGGCGCGCGUUUCGCAGCUUUGGGGAUGAUAUCUGUUCUAAACGCAAAACGUGUGAAGGAAACGUGGAAAAGUUGGCGCUGUCUCUGAUCCUAUUGCACCUAAUCUUUAGACUUCAUCUAUUUCUCAAGAAGAGGUGAAAAAAGAAAAGAAGAGAACCUGCCGUCUGGCUUGGAUUAUUUCUGCUGUGGUUGCCAGCUCCCGAGGAAUACUUUUAUAUGGCACACGCUUAUAUCCGGGCAGAUACAUGAUAUCCGUCCGUGCUUCGGAGCUCUGUGUUUCAGGCAUCCCAACUUUAGCAGGUUACCUUAACCUAUUACACCCAGUUAACACAAAACAGAGUAUUUUCUCAUCCCUGCUGGGCGAUGGGUCCAACUAUGUUUGGCUUCAGUAAAGCUCUUGGGUCGCCCCGGAUUCUUAACAGAUCUGCCGCUGUUCCCAAAGGCUCAGGAUUAGGACAUAAUAUCAAAAACGGUACAUCUUCACAAUACAGUCCCCGCGCGUCCUCGCGGUUAUGCUGCGCGCUUACAUUCAUCUUGCUCAUCCUCACGCCGCGUGUGGAUUCGUCCUGGUGGUACAUCGGUGCCCUCGGGGCCCGUGUAAUCUGUGACAAUAUACCUGGGCUGGUGAAUAAACAGAGACAGCUGUGUCAAAAGCAUCCAGACAUCAUGCAGUCCAUUGGGGGCGGAGCUAAGGAGUGGAUCCGAGAGUGCCAGCAUCAGUUCCGUCAUCAUCGCUGGAACUGCAGCGCACUGGACAGGGAUCAUACUGUUUUCGGGAGGGUCAUGCAGCGCAGCAGUCGAGAGGCGGCGUUCGUGUAUGCAAUCUCCUCUGCAGGAGUGGUUUUUGCCAUCACCCGCGCAUGCAGUCAGGGGGAGCUGAAGACAUGCAAUUGUGACCCGCACAAGCGUGGGAAAGACAAGGACGAGCGAGGAGAAUUUGACUGGGGUGGAUGCAGUGAUAACAUCAAUUAUGGCAUAAAGUUUGCGAAAGCCUUUGUGGAUGCCAAAGAGCGGACGGUGAAGGAUGCACGUGCACUCAUGAACCUUCACAACAACCGCUGUGGGAGAAUGGCAGUAAAGCGCUUUCUGAAGCUGGAGUGUAAAUGUCAUGGAGUCAGUGGUUCAUGCACUCUGAGAACCUGCUGGUUGGCAAUGUCGGAUUUCCGUAAAACAGGAGAUUAUCUCCGUAAGAAAUACAAUGGCGCCAUCGAGGUCACCAUGAACCAAGAUGGAACAGGAUUCACAGUAGCUAAUAAAGACUUCAGGAAAGCCACCAAAAAUGACCUGGUGUACUUCGAGAACUCCCCUGAUUAUUGUCUCAUGGACAAAGCUGCGGGUUCAUUGGGUACCGCCGGGCGAGUUUGUAACAAGACGUCCCGGGGGACCGACAGCUGUGAGGUCAUGUGUUGUGGGCGGGGCUAUGACACCACACGUGUAAAACGCAUCACCAAGUGUGAGUGUAAGUUUAAGUGGUGUUGCGCCGUAGAGUGCAAAGACUGUGAGGAGGCCGUCGACAUCCACACCUGCAAAGCCCCUAAACGUGCCGAAUGGCUGGACCAGACCUGAGACACGCCCACUUCCUCCCAAUCCUCAGGAUUUUGUCCACGGCAUUCUGGGAUAUGAAGUCCAUCCCUUUGCGAUUUUCCUCCCCCAAUCCCUUUUUUCGUUGCAUGGCUUUAUUUGAACUGUUUUUGUGAAAGCACUACAAAUGAAAUCUAUUUCUCAUGAGCGCCUUGCACAUUAUGGCGAAAUGGCAGAUUUGUCUUUCUCUCUUACUCUCUAUUUGUUGUUUUGAAUUGACAAGAGGACGGUAAAGGUUCGAGAACAACCUGCGGUGUAACUUGUUGGCGUAUAUAUUUUGUGUUUUGUUGUGAGGGUUUUGUGUUGUUUUGUGACGAAAGGUGUGCUGCUUUUAAAAGAAUAUUUUAAAGUGACUCUGAGCCUAUCAGAUAUUAUCAUGGCUAAUAGUUAAAUAUUCAACACAUGUUAUUGAAAACACGACUGUGUACUAAACAUACAUUCACAUGUCCAUACUGGAUGAUAUUUUACUUUGACUCACAUCGGUAUUACAGAAUGAAUGAGGCUGUUCACAUGGGCACGAGGACCGAAUGUACGGCUGCUCUCUGUGGACUGCUCACUCCCCACAGAGCUCUCUAGAAGAUAUGGAGGAUUUGCUAGAAAUAAUAUUAAUAAUAUAAAUGAGCCUGCACUAAGGACAUUAGCUAACAGUUGAGCAAAAAAUGAUAUGUUAUUAUAAAACUCAUCAUUACAUGUGUAAUAUGAACAGCUGUGACUGGUAGAGGUGUAAGCUCUCUUUGGCUCUCCUGUGCUUCUUAACGUUUUAUUUUUUUUCAGCAGAAGUUCAUAUAAAGUCAUCAUUUAUCAAAAUACCUUCUUUUGUGUUCAACAGAAUAAAGAAAUUCAUACAGGUUUUGAACAACACGAGGAUAAGUAAAUAAUAACAGAAUCUUUAUUUUUGGGUGAACUAUCCCUUUUACUUUGUUAAUUAACAACUUAAAGGUAUAGCGGAAGAUUUUCCCAAUUUUUUAAAAAAGAACCGCCCCUCCACUUUUAAAAAAAUGCACAUGCGCAACACUCUACCUGCUCCCGAGAGGGAAUGCCUAUAAACGUGUGCACGAGAGAGAGCAUGCACGAGCCUAGUUCUUCUCUUCGCUCUGUUUACAAGUUGCUGCCGGCAUGGCUCAUUAAUUGAGAUAUUUACCGUGUCUGUGCGGUUCGUGACUUGUGCCAGGGCUAGCAUCGCUAAUCAUGGCUUGAACCAACUUUUUUAAAUGGAUUUCUCCAAAUAGCAUGCCAAACUUUACCUGUCGAGUAGAAACUUUGCGACUGGGGCAUCAGCGGGAAGCCCAACCUGUGUGAAAUAUUCUCCCCAAAACCCUCUAGUCUUGUUUCAUUCUUCAAAGUCAUUUCUCUUCUUGUCAUACAAUUAGCAAACACUUUUUCUCUUGUAACCCUGAGACAUUUUGAAAAAAAUUGGAUGGUUGAAAGUCACAUACACCUGAAAGUGCCCAUGUGCAGAAAGCAAACCUAGGGACGAGCAGAUACUACGGCCUUACAUAAACAUAUCACCAGAAUGAUUGACAACUGGGAUGACCAAUAGUCUAGAUGAUCCACCCGGAAAAAAGAAAAUCUUUCGCUAUACCUUUAAUCAUGCAAGCCAAUUUAACCUACUUUUUAAAGUUUUGACUCAUGAUCAGUUGACAUAACUUAGAAAAACAAGUUAAACUUAAUUUUUUAAGUUAAAUUAACAAAAAUAUAUGUUGAUAUGAUGUAUAUGGCUAUCUUUCUUCAUCUGAAUGUAAACAAAUAAAUUGCCAUCAUAUGGGGGUCAACAUGGUAAAGCUCCAAAAAGCACAUACAUCCAUACACAUCCAUUAAACCAAACGACUCCAGUAAGUUAAUAAAAUAGGAAAACUAUACAUUUGUGCUAGAAAACAUCUUUAUAGCAACAUUCAUCAGCAUGGAAAAUUCAAUAUGGCACCAUGUCGAUAACUUUAAAUCUCAUUGUGACAAAGUAUGCAUAAUAGAUGCAUGUGCUUUUUAGAGCUCAUCACUUUGACCCCCAUAUAGCAAGAUAACUUUAAGACAUUACAUAUGAAUAAAUUAUUAAGUUUCUAUAGUACUGCCCCUAAAUCUAAUCUAUCCACAUUAUGUUUGAAGCAGGGUUGGCAUUAUCUUAAGCCAGAUCUUAGAUAUAAGCACAGUUUAAUAAAAGGCCCUUCCUUUCAAAAGGACCUGGCCAAUGGCUGACCUGUCUAUCUAAUAAUGAGCUGAUUAGUUUAAUUACAGGGCAAAGUGAGAUGAUGGCUUUGAAGGUCACAGUGGGGCUUGUGUCUGCUUGUGAUUUCAGAAACUUCCAACGCUGCUUUGUUUUCUGCAUGUUGUUUCCUUUUUUUUUUCUCAAUGCAAUUUACACUUUUUUUCUCUUAAUACAACUAUUAUUUACUCUUCUAUAAUGUACAAUUCAUGUUUUCAGAAGAUCUGCUUUUGACCAAACAGUAAGUGCCAUGCUUAAAUAAUACUUCCAAAAUGCUUUAUUAUUUAAGUCCAUUGAUGGGUAAAAAAUAGAUGAAUCCAACUGUUGGGUUAAAUUAACCAAUACAUUUAUUAUGGUUCAUUUUAACCCAGCUGUUGUCAAUAUCUGACCAACUAUGGAUUGAAAUAAUCUAGUAUUUUGGUGGUAGAACACAUGGACCAUAAAGUGAGCUAAGUCACACAAAUAAAGCAAAAUUGUCAUUAGAUUAUAGCCAUCGGCCAAUCAAUAUUACACGAAAUUACAUUAAUUUUAAAGGAAUAUAGCACAAACACACUUUCAAACUUGUUUCAAACAGUAUACAUUUGUGGUUUCAGACAAUUUUAACUAAAUUCGACUUAAGUGUCCAAAUACUUGCAGAUCACCAAUGAAGUGACAAAUCAGCAGUUUUUACCAAACUUUAUGAAUGGUAGGAAAUAUAGUGUCAAGAGUGUUUUGCAGGUUAAACCUCCCAUGUGCUGUUUUUAAUUUAAAAUGUAAAAAGUUGGAUUAAUAAAAAAAUUAUGUCAGUUGGUAAUCCCUAAAAUAGAUUUUUAAAGCUUAAAGUUUUUUCGGUUUCAUCAAUUGAAAUAAUUUUCAAUCCAACUUUCACUUUUUACAGUGUAGCUUGCUGUUGUCUUGAGCUAUCGCUAUUCUCAAAUGAUGUUAAGUGACCUAUUGAUUUUUAUUUGUUAUAUCACAAUGUCUCCUAUGGUAAAUCCUCAUACGUCUCAACCACUUCUAAUAUGUUCUAUAUCAUUCAAGAAUGUGUUAGGCCAUAUAUACAUCUACAGUACAGAGUCAAAGUUUAAACAAGCUCUUUAUAGCUACCAGUUUGAAUGCAUGUCUAACUUUAUUAUACAGUAUACACAGCUGUCGAGGAAUGAUGCAAUUUAUUGACUCACAUAAUAACGUUAUAACUUUUUCAAUAAUGUGAAAGUACUGUUAUCUGUCCAAUAACCACUUCUUCCUGGGGACGUUCAGUAUAGUUUAAUCUCACGCAGAUGUGCAUAAUAAGGAUACAGAAUGAAUGACCUGUGAGCCAUUAUUACUAAUUGUUAAAGUACAGCCGGUCUAACGGUGGCCCUAAACACACUUAAUAUAACCCUAGAGGGUCUGAGUGCUGAUGGAGAGAUACAGAAAGAGAGAGAUUGAGUGAGAUCAAAGUUGCCUGCAGCUACAUGUCACCAGCAAAUAAAUAGGAAGCAUGGUAUCUGACUAAUGCUUCUGAUCUGGCCCCACUGCAGUGGGCCGUUUGAGACCGCCCUAAUUCCACUGGUGGGUACGAGGGUGCCCGAAACUGAUUAGGAUCCAAUACAUAAUGAUUUAUGAAAGCGGAUUCAGGAAAGCUGUGUUACAACCAUUUAGGGUUUGCGUUGGGAGUGUCAGAUAGUUCUGAGAAGGGAUGUUUAUCGAGACUGAAUACAUGUCAAAUGAGUUAUCUCAUCCAGCUCUCCACCAUUCACUUUAUCCAUCUGAUGAAUGUCCUGUCACAUGAAAAGAACAUCAUCUAAUAAAACUGCACAGUGUGAUUGAAUUUAAAGUUGCACUCAGUAAUCUUUUGUUUUGCUUUCAAUGUUUUUUAGAUCACCUAAAAAUUAUUUUGAUUGUAUUGUUGAAAUGUGUAGUCAACCAAUAUGUAUGUAUUAUUAAAUAACACUAUUCAAUAACAGUGGGAACAUCUCAAAAUGUCUAGCAUUUUUGGAGACCUAAAUUUUUAAUUAAUCACAUUUGCUCAUUUCAAAUGUCAUUUCAACUCUACACUUUAACUUAUCAGAUUAUGUUAAGCUAUUUCAACUUGUUUUAAUAAGUUACAGCUACUCAUAGUCAAAAUUUAAAAUAUUAAGUUGAAAUGGCAGCUUAAAACAGUAUUCAUUUGACUUUAUCUAAUAUAUUUUAUAUGGUUCUCAUGUUUUUAAAGUACUAUUUUUUAUGUUAAAUGUUUUAAAUAGGGUAAAAAUCGCACAAAAGUUUUAGGCCCGGUUUCAAAGACAAGGCUAGUCACAGUCUAAAAAUGCAUGUUUGAGCUGACUUAAAGAUGCACUGUAUAACUUGUAGGAGGAUCUUUUGACAUAUAUGCAAUAAAAUA
Paramisgurnus dabryanus is the source of this 6626-nucleotide messenger RNA. RefSeq names its product wingless-type MMTV integration site family, member 2Bb (gene wnt2bb). The record is from RefSeq and is a predicted model, not a curated record. Gene Ontology annotation, molecular function: cytokine activity; frizzled binding. NCBI's taxonomy places the organism in Eukaryota, Metazoa, Chordata, Actinopteri, Cypriniformes, Cobitidae. Gene Ontology annotation, biological process: multicellular organism development; canonical Wnt signaling pathway; neuron differentiation. Gene Ontology annotation, cellular component: extracellular region.